AUGGUAUUAUCAUGUGGACAUACUAUCUGUAACUAAUGUAAAGAGUUUCAAUUUUAAAAUGGAGGAUCUUAUAAAAAUUGCCCUAUUGAUGAUUCGUGCUAGCUAUAAGCGAACUUCAAAAUGUUACCCAACAAAGUAUUGAUAAAUAAUCUUGACAAAGUGAACUUUGUGAACAUAACUUGUGAUACUCACCCUGAUAAAAUGGUUAAAAAGUACUGCAAAACAUCUAAGUAGCUUCUCUGUAACAUAUGUGCUACUACUUCCUAGUGUACCAAUCAUUAAAAUGCAGAUCAUUUGAAUGUUUUGAGAAAAGAGUUGGAAGAUCACAUCCAUCUUAAAAUUCCGUUGCUCAAAAAUCUGAUUGAAAGAAUCUAAUUGCUAAUUCGUAGUCUCCAAUAGUAUCAGAGUAAGGAUAAGAUGUUUAAGGCUGGUGAGUUCUUCGAUCUAAUGAACAAGAUUAAUGAAUAUUUGGGGUCUAAUUAAAGGAAGUAAGGCAAAAGCUUAUUCAAUAUAGGAGAGUGGUAGCUUAAUGAUUUAAGAACUGAAAAUCUUGAAAAUCUUCAAAUUCUCAUUUAGAAAUAGAAACUAGAGGAACAAAAGAAUAAGUAAGAGGUAGAGAUAUAAAAAUAAGAAGUUGUGCAAGACAAUCCAAAUAACUUAAUAUUCAGAAGAAUGGUUGACUAUCAUUUAGAAUCUUUGAAAUAUCCAGAGUUGAAAGGCUUUUAUAAACUUUUACCUCUAAUUGGUCAAAGCAAACUUAUAUUUAAGGCUUCUAUUGAUGGAUUCUUGGCAUCUAGCUUUCAUUCAAAAUGCGAUAAUCAAGGUCCUAUUAUUUCAUUCAUAUAAAGUGAGCAUGGAUAAAUCUUUGGAGCUUAUACAUCUGUUCCUUGGACUUCAAAUAGAGACAAAUGGAUUAGUGAUAAUGAAGCUUUUGUUUUCAGUUUGAGCAAAAAUACUCUGCAUAAAUAGCAUGAUAACUAUGAUUUUGCAGUUAAUCAUCACGAUAACAAUAUCAUCACAUUAGGAGGAGGCCAUGAUAUUUUCAUUUCAAAUAAGUGCAAUGAUAAUAGUGAUAGUUACUGCAAUUUAGGGCAUGUAUUUAUGGCUCCAUAAGGAUUUGAAUAUGGAGAUGAAGAAGCCUCUAAUUAUUUAGCUGGAAGUGAAAAAUUCAUUGUAAUUGAAAUGGAAAUGUAUCAAGUUUUGACUUGA
Stylonychia lemnae is the source of this 1209-nucleotide messenger RNA. Lineage: Eukaryota; Ciliophora; Spirotrichea; Sporadotrichida; Oxytrichidae. The record is from the annotation of a GenBank genome assembly.